CCCACGCAACCGCUUGGGCCGGGCCGGGCCGGGCCGGGAGCGCCUGGCGGGAGCGGAGCGGCUUCGGCACCAACUGGGACGGGCGGGACCAGCCGCCUCUGGGACAUGGAGGGCGUGCGGCCGGGCGGGGGGCCCCCCGCGGGCGCGCCGGGGUCCGGCUCGGGGUCCGGGUCUGCAUCCUUCCCGUCGCUGUUCCCGCCGGGGCUGCACGGUAUCUACGGCGAAUGCCGCCGCCUCUAUCCCGACCAGCCCAACCCGCUCCAGGUCACCGCCAUCCUCAAAUACUGGCUGGGAGGACCUGACCCUCUGGACUAUGUUAGCAUGUACAGAAACCUGGGAAACCCAGCACUGAAUGUUCCUGAGCACUGGCACUACGUCAGCUUUGGGUUAAGUGACUUGUAUGGAGACAACAGAGUACAUGAGUUUACAGGAACAGAUGGGCCGAGUGGUUUUGGGUUUGAGCUGACGUUCCGGCUGAAGAGGGAGACGGGGGAGUCGGCGCCACCCACCUGGCCUGCAGAGCUGAUGCAGGGCUUGGCCAGAUACGUCUUCCAGUCAGAAAACACCUUUUGCAGCGGUGACCACGUGUCGUGGCACAGCCCUUUGGACAACAGUGAGUCUCGAAUCCAGCACAUGUUGCUGACAGAAGACCCCCAGAUGCAGCCGGUGCAGACUCCUUUUGGGGUGGUCACCUUCCUGCAGAUUGUUGGGGUCUGCACUGAGGAACUGCAUGCAGCUCAGCAGUGGAAUGGUCAAGGGAUUCUGGAACUGCUUCGGACUGUCCCGGUAGCUGGAGGCCCCUGGCUGAUAACAGACAUGCGAAGAGGAGAGACCAUAUUCGAGAUUGACCCACAUCUGCAACAGGAGAGAGUCGACAAAGGGAUUGAGACAGAUGGCUCAAACCUGAGUGGAGUGAGUGCCAAAUGUGCCUGGGAUGACCUGAGCCGGCCACCGGAGGAUGAUGAAGACAGCAGGAGCAUUUGCAUUGGGACCCAGCCUCGGCGGCUCUCUGGGAAAGAUACAGAGCAAAUCAGGGAGACUUUGCGGAGAGGGCUUGAGAUUAACAGCAAACCUGUCCUACCUCCAAUCAAUGCACAAAGACAGAAUGGGUUGAACCUCGACCGAGCACCAAGCCGUAAGGACAGUUUGGAAAGCGAGAGCUCAGCAGCCAUCAUUCCUCACGAGCUGAUCCGCACGAGGCAGCUGGAGAGCGUGCACCUGAAAUUCAACCAGGAGUCCGGAGCGCUCAUCCCGCUCUGUCUAAGGGGAAGGCUCUUACAUGGACGGCACUUUACAUAUAAAAGUAUUACAGGAGAUACAGCAAUCACAUUUGUAUCAACGGGAGUAGAAGGAGCCUUUGCUACCGAGGAGCACCCCUAUGCGGCCCAUGGACCUUGGUUACAAAUCCUAUUGACUGAAGAGUUUGUAGAGAGAAUGCUGGAAGAUUUAGAAGAUCUGAAUUCUCCAGAGGAAUUUAAACUUCCAAAGGAGUACAGCUGGCCUGAAAAGAAACUGAAAGUUUCCAUCUUGCCAGAUGCCGUGUUCGACAACCCACUGCAUUAGAGCUGAAUUACACUAUUCUAACAACUGGGAGAGCCAAGUUACUGUCCAUUACCCAGUGACUCACAGGAUAAUUAAUGCAGUAAAAACUCUGCCUGCAAAUAAAAAGAGUUUGCUGCACAACCACUGCAAACAGAAGAGGAGCUACUCAGCACCAGCCCAGACCGAACUGAGCCCUUUCCUUUAUCCUUCCCAAGGCUGAACUCUCUGGGAGCAGCCUGCGUAUGUGUGAGUGCGAGUGAGAAAUAUUUAACUAUGAAAAUUAGUAGUAAGGAUCCUUUCUCUCUCCUAGCUGCAGAACUCCCCUCUGCCUUAGCCCAGGGUGUAGACGCUCUGCACGCCUGUAUUUACACAUACAUUUCUGCCAGGUGCGAGCCUAUAAUCCAUGGAUUAAAUGUUCUUUACGUGACUCUGGAGUCCUUUUGUUAGCCAAACUUUUACUGACUGCAGAACUGUUCUUCCAUGUGCUAUUUUUUUUUCUUUUUAGAAACAGAAUGGUAUUUCCCCUGUUUAAAGGAGGCCAAAAGCUCACAUGCUUGAAGCUGAACAGAUUUAAAGAUGAACUUUCUAGUUCAGUCAAGAAAAACAAAUCCAGAUCCUCCCUGCCCUCAAAUUAGGCAUGUUUUAAGUGUUGGUCUUGGUGCUAUUAGCUAUGGUAUCACUGCAAACAGAGGCAACUUUAUUCUCAUGCAUCCUGUCCUUGUGCCUGAACCCCAGGGAAGGUCGCAACCUCUGGUUUUGCACAAGCAGGAGGAAGAAAGCUACCGGGGCGGGGGAGAUCUCCUGUUUACAGUGUGUUUAUCUUUAAAGAGAUACUGUCAAGUAUUUUUUCCUUGCUAUUGUACAGAAUUUGAGAAGCCAGAAAAGAUCAUUUGUUCACAGGGACAACUUCAGCAGCUCUGCAGGAUCGGGGGGCUGCUUGUAAGCAUGUGAAGUGGAGAUCUCUGCUGCCCUGGCACAGCAGAAAGGAGUCUCAGCCUCAAUGAAGCCAACUAUUCUCCCUGUUCCAGCAGGGUUGUGCCCUAGUGCAGCUCCAUUUUCCCCUCUAGCCUCACUGUGGUGGCUCUUGUUGCUGACCUUCCUCCUUUCAGAUGGGUUUGAACUGUAAAGCAUCAAAACCAGUUUGAAAAGACACUCUCUAGAUCCCUGUGGCUUCCUCCUUGGAGCAAAAGGAGUGUGCAGAGGAGCCGGUCUCUGCAGUGCCAGGUUGUGUCUCUGCAUCAGCUGCUGGCCCUGUGGAUACCUGCAGCAAACACGGCAGCUUUACCCCCUGCUGCUGCUGCUGCUGCUGCAGGGUGUUUCUGAUGCAUAUUCCCCAGCCUUCCUCUGCCCAUUGUCUUUUGGUGACAACUCUUCACUCCUUGUCAGGGGAGGUGCAGCUUUCCUUCCACCCCUUUCUGCCUACAAGAUAACUGGUGGUUUAUGCGCACUUGCUGUGUGAUCCUAAUGCAAGUACAACAAAAGCUUUUAACACUUAACUACCCUGAUCAAACAGCAAAGUCCAGGAGGCCUCACAGUACCCUGGGGUCAGUUUUCUGUUUGUUUUCUGAUUUAAUUUCUUCCCAGCACAGUCAGCUUUGAUGUUUUCUGCAUAUAUUUGAGGCUGGUUAAUGUUGGUCAAGAAGCAGAGCUAGGAGCCACAAAGCUUUCCUUGGACUUGCUACAGAAUUCCUCUGUGGCCUCAGGCAAGUCACUCAAUGUCUCUCUGUGCAGAGAGGGUGACUAUUGACUAGAGGGCUGUAGGACCUACCGAAGCAUGCCAGGGUUUGCAGGGGAGGGCGUGCUUUGUGUACAAAGUAGUAUUUGUAUUAUUAUAAUUGUUUUUAUAUUAUAAUUUAAGGCAGGCCAAAUGCAGGGUCCAACACUGCUCUGCAGAACCUUCCUUUCUGCAAAGCAAUGAAAGCAAUUUACAUGUAAAUGAGUUUGUCAUUUUGUCUGAACUCAGAGGAUCAUCUUAAAAUCCUGCUGUGAAAGAACAAACUUUCAGAUAUCUGCAUGUGCCAGCCAGAGUGAUUUCAGUGCUGUGGCAGGCUGCAUUCAUCCAUGGGAUCUCUUGGCCAGUUUUCAUUGUCCUGGUUAGCACUAAGCAUCCCUUCUGCACUGUAGAUGUACGUGCAAGGGACAGCAUGGGUGAGAAAGUGCCAUGAUAACCUACCAGUCCAGCUUCAAAAACACCGUGCCCAGGUGUUCCACCACAAGAUAAUGGGCAAACAGAUAAUUGUGGCAGUGGGGAAAAGGCAAGGGCAGCAACUACAAUUUUGUCCCAAAGCCAUCCAACAGUAGCCCAUGGAUGCUCUUUCACGAGCUUGCUGGGGGUGCUGCAGCAGAGUUGGCCUGUUGCCACGAUGCUGGCUGCUCUUCCUUGUUUCCAGAUGCUAGCUCUCAUUAAAAGGAGUUUAAAAUCCACAUCUUGGUGGAGAAGGUCAAUUGUUGCUAUUCCUGCAGAGAUCAGCACGGGGCAGAGAGAAGUCCAUCAGACCCUCUCUGGGCCCUGACGCACAUCUGGAAAGCUUGGAACCUCCUGCCCUAUGAACUCUUGGAGCCUUCACGGCAGGGAUCUGGUGCUGUACGCAGGGAAAGCACCUCCUCCAAGCUGGCUCAUGCUCCAGUUCUGCCUUUCUCAUGCAAGUGUUUUCCUCACUGUAUUUACUCUCAUCAGAUGCUCUAGGCUGGGUUUCCAUUGACUUCAGAGGGAGCACGCUGAAUGCAUGUGAUAAUCCACCCAGUAUCCUUGUGUGUGUGUGUAUUUUUGUUCCAUGUCAUGUAUUUAUAUAUAGUUCUGUGUAUUUGAGUUAUGAACAGGUGGCAUGCCAGAAAUCUCUAUUUCUGAGACACUUUCUCACAGAUCUUUGCUGGUAGCCAGAUAACAAUUGAGGGGGGAAGGCUUGAAGGGAAGGAAGUGAAAUCUUUCUAUUUAGGUAAGGGGGGAAAUAUUAGACAAAUAAUUGCUAAAAUAGAAUUUUGUGUCUUAUUGUUAGAGCAGCUAUGAGAACCUGGUUAAAGUCAGCCCUUAAGCUCCCUGGUCAUGUUGCUGCCUCUCAGCAACUCAUCUAAGAGUAAGAAAGUUGCAGUUACUCAGGAUCCUGAAGAGCUGGGCAGCCACAGGACAUCCCCUCGCGAUUCACAUCAAGUUUGCAACGCUGCCAAAGGCUUACUCACUGGCAAGUAAAUGAGAUGUGAAGUUUGGAUAUUUUCAUCUUGGGGCAAGAGGGCAUGUCUGUGUGUGAAUGAAAUGAAACCUUUGUAUUUUAGUGAGCAAGUAGUUUGAAAGAGGAAAGUCAUCAGUGCUAAUAAAUACCACAGUGUUUUUCUAGCCCAAACCUGA
Molecule: messenger RNA, 4885 nt
Organism: Zonotrichia leucophrys gambelii
Lineage: Eukaryota; Metazoa; Chordata; Aves; Passeriformes; Passerellidae
Gene: SUFU
Product: SUFU negative regulator of hedgehog signaling
Exons: 12
Coding region: 106-1563 (485 amino acids)
Cellular component (GO): cytoplasm; nucleus
Molecular function (GO): transcription factor binding
Source: RefSeq, a predicted model, not a curated record